This is a messenger RNA of Drosophila hydei, 2964 nucleotides long. RefSeq names its product WD repeat and HMG-box DNA-binding protein 1 (gene Ctf4). Gene Ontology annotation, biological process: mitotic cell cycle; DNA-templated DNA replication; DNA repair. Gene Ontology annotation, cellular component: nuclear replication fork. The coding region runs from base 243 to 2936 and encodes 897 amino acids. The transcript has a single exon. Gene Ontology annotation, molecular function: chromatin binding; protein binding. The record is from RefSeq and is a predicted model, not a curated record. Lineage: Eukaryota; Metazoa; Arthropoda; Insecta; Diptera; Drosophilidae.
UUAGUUAUUUCAUUUAACAUUUCGCUAAAUGAUUUACAUGAAUGCUGAUUAAUUAAAUUUUAACGUUAAAAUAAAUUGCUAAAUGUCUGCACUGACGCAGAAAUUGCAAACCCCAACGAUUAGUGUUAUGGAUGAUGCUCAGCAGAUUAGCAGUUCACGCUAUGCAGCACUGGCUGGUUUUGUUUUGGCGCGAAACGCUGAAAAAGUAAAGAUAAAAACUGAACAAAUUUCUAAUAUAAAAAAUGAGUUUUUCGCGCAGUUCACUGCGCUAUGCGCACACCAAUGGAUACACAGGACUGCUGUAUACGCCCAAAGGUGAUUUCAUGAUCACCUGCGGUACUGAUGGCGACAUACGCCACUGGACCUGCAUCAGCGACGAUGAUCCUCGCUCCACCUGCUUGGGCGAGUUUGUCAUGUGCAUUGCGCACACGGGAACCCGAUUGUUGGCGUCAACAGACCGCAACACGGUACACGCAUACACAUUCCCUGACAUGGACAGUGAUGGCAUACUAAUGCGGUUCACUGCACCUGUUACGUGUCUGCGAGUGUGUGGAUUGUUUACAGCUGCGGGCAGCGAGGAUACGAGUAUUAAAGUGCUAAAGGGUGACAACGCAGGCGCCGAGACAAUACUUGAGGGGCACAAGGGACCUAUAUUAUCUCUGGAUCUGUAUGCAGAGCGACAUCUGUUGGCAUCGGUAGCAGGUGAUGGACUGCUUAAGGUCUGGCAGUUUGAGACGGGCGAAGAGCUGAAAAGUAUAUCAGGAUUGCCGCGUGUUAAUAGCUUUGAGAGCGCAAGCCUAUUUGGGACACCCAGCUUUGAGCCACUGCGCGGUGAACAAUUGGCCUAUGCACUGGACAAGGAGGUAAUUGUCCUUAAUACGUCCAACUGGGAGGUGGCCUACAAGCUGCAGGAUGAUCGUGUCUCCAGCAAUUAUAGUUGCUGUCAGUUCUCGUCGAAUGGAGAGCGUUUAGCAGCUGGCACCACUAGUGGGGAGUUGAGCAUCUUCGAUGUGGUGCGUCGUAAAGCAUUGCCAGUGGAGGCGCCGCCCAGCGAUUGCAAAUCCAUUACGUGCCUCGCAUGGAAUCCGGCUAAUGUUGAUGAGUUGGCCUAUUGCGAUGCCACUGGACAAUUGGGAACCAUUUUUCUGGGCGAAGAAGAGACAAGAAACGGAUUAGAUGGUGAGCUGGAGGACGAGCAGGAAGAUCUGCUCACAGGCACAGGAUUUGAAUUUGAGGGCGCUGAUGAUGAGAAUGUGGCGCAGCCUGAUGAUGGCGAUGGCGUUAGCCUGGAGCAGUUGAAACGUAAAGUGAUGAGCAAUACGGGAUAUAUGCCAGAUGAAAUAGACGAUGAGCAGUCGAAGCAUUCAAUAGCUAGUAGCUCCGUUGUGCCGUCUGUUCCUCAGAUAAAGCUCUUCAAGCAGCAGGAUGCAUUUCAGCCAGGCGCCACACCAAGUGAUUUAGAACAUCAUUACUUGGCCUGGAACGAUGUGGGUAUUGUCACAGCACAUACCGAGCCGAGUGGUGACGGUGCUAUCGAUGUAGAAUUCCAUGAUGCGAGCGUGCAUCACGCUCUGCACCUAAGCAACAACUAUAAUCAACAUAAUCUGGCAAGUCUCAGUCGCAGCGCCUUGGCUUUAGCGUCCACGGAAAGCAGCAAGCUGGUGGUCAUCGCCUUGGCUGCAGCUGGCAACAAGGAGUGGUCGUUAAGUCUGCCGGAUUGCGAGAGCGUGGAGGCGCUGGUGGCCACCAGUCAACUGAUCGCUGCGGCCACCAGUAGUCACUUUUUGCGCCUCUUCACCGUUAUGGGCACCCAGCGAGAGGUGUUGAGCUUACCUGGACAGGUGAUCGCAUUAGCUGGACAUGAGCACAGCGUUCUGUGUGUUUACCAUGCCGCCGGCUGCAGCCAGAGCCAACAACAUUUGGCUGCUAUGUUGGUUAAUGUGAAUGGUUUAAGUAUACGCGUGGAACAGAUCGCGUUGCCUUUGACACCGGGAAGGCAACUAAAUUGGCUUGGAUUUACGGAUAUGGGCUCGCCCAGCUUUGCUGAUAACAUGGGUCUGGUGCAGCUUUAUCGACGUGCCAGCAAUGCCUGGUUUCCCAUCUGCGACACCUUGAAACAGAGUUCUAGUGUGUCUAACAACUACUUCAUAGUUGCUCUGUCAGAACGCAGACAGAUUAUUGAGGCUGUGCUAUGUCGCGGCAGCUCGUAUCCCAUGACUAAUCCACGUCCUAUGCUCCAGGAGCUGCGCAUGCAGCUACCUCUUUGUGAUAUUGAGGUGGAGAAAUCUGAGUUGGAGGACACGCUCUUGAGGGCAAGCUUGAUGCAGUGGGAAGGCGCUGAGAAGCUACAAAAGGAGACGGCCAUCAAGUUAUUUGCCUUAGCCUGCAGCAGCGAGUGUGAGACGCGUGCACGUGAACUAAUCGAAUCUAUUGCCUGUACUGAGCUGCUUCAGCUGGCAGUCAAAUAUGCUUCGAAACGAGGACGCAUUCACCUCUCAGAUAAAUUGUGUGAGUUGCUUCCGCAAUUGGAGGCAGUACAGGAGGCGCGUAAGCAGCAGCAGCUACUGGGAGCCAACGGCAUUGCGGCCACCAUUAUCCUGCCCAUGGCUCCAAUGCAGGCCACAACGCCUAAAUUGGCGCCCAAGGCGAUGGAGCUGAGUGCCUCCAAGCGUGGCGCCUUAAAACGAUUCUCCAAUUCUCCAAAUUUGUUUAAGGCAGCUGCAGCAGGAGCAUCUCGUCCGUCCACGCCAGAUGCCACCUCAGCACUGGACACACAGGAGAAUUUAUUUGGCGAAUCCGAAUCGCAGGCAUGCGACUCUAAAGAUGGAGAGCAACGUACGCCUUUAAAUUCCGUUAAUCCGUUUGCUAUGAAACGCAAGCUCGUUGAUACAGGCGUCAUAUUUGGCUCCGAGAAGCUGAAACUGGCAAAAAAAUAAAUAAUUUUAUUUAUAUAGUCUUUUAUUA